Molecule: messenger RNA, 2169 nt
Organism: Talaromyces marneffei
Lineage: Eukaryota; Fungi; Ascomycota; Eurotiomycetes; Eurotiales; Trichocomaceae
Exons: 5
Coding region: 1-2169 (722 amino acids)
Cellular component (GO): membrane
Source: RefSeq, a predicted model, not a curated record
AUGUUGCCCCCAUUACCGCUACAGACAAAGCCGACACUCUUGCGGCGGUGGGCUGUGAGAGUGAGCGCGCUGUUGACUAUUAUCGGAACGUUGUUGAUACUGCUCAACGAGCAGCCGUGUCCUUCGAUUCGAGAUUUACAACCACACCGCUUACCAUCGAUUUUAGGAUCGUACGGUUUCGGUCUGAUAAGCACAAGGGUCUCAUCCUUCAGCACGGAGCCGUCAUCCGAUAGCAAGCCUAGGACUCCGGGAUACAUGUUCUCCAUUCCAGAUGGUCGCUCACCCGCAAUCUAUGAUCAAGAUGGCGAGUUGAUCUGGCAAGAAAGACGCAAUGUACCGACGCAAAAUCUCCGCGUCCAGACCUUUCGUGGUCAGGAUUAUCUCACAUAUUGGACCAAAGAGCCUUUUGGCCCUGGUCGCUAUGCUAUGCUUGAUUCCAGCUAUACCGAACGAUUUAUCGUCACGCCAGUCGGCAUGGUAAUUGAUUCGCUGCACGACUUCACGGUAACCCGCCACGAUACUGCCCUAAUAGCAGCACACUACAAACGACGAGCUGAUCUAUCCGCCAUCGGUGGAGCCGUCGAUGGAUGGAUCCUAGAUGGAAUAUUUCAAGAAAUCGACAUCGUCACGGGAACUUUGCUAUACGAGUGGCGGGCAGCUGAACACGUGCCCAUUCCAAACACCCUAAAAGCACUCGACAAUGGGGAAGGAACAGAGGACCAGCCGUUCGAUUAUUUCCACCUCAGCGGUGUUGAUCAAGGCCCUUCGGGCGACUAUCUCGUUUCAGCGGGGCAUAUGCGCUCAGUGAUGUCGGUUGAUGCUAGUACCGGUCAAGUGCAAUGGAACCUAGGAGGGCGAGCCAAUGACUUUAGAGGGUUUGAUGGUCGUCCGAUUGUUGAUUUCACAUGGCCACAUAAUGCGCGAUGGAGUGAGAAUGGAACCAUGAUGGUGAUGGAUAAAGGAGGGUCGGCCGCGGGGAGGAGCCGUGGUAUGACCAUCCAAAUAAACCCACAUACGUCGCAAGCCGUUCUGCGACAAGUCUAUCGUGGUCCGGUGGAGCCAAAAGAACCCUCUGAUGGAGACAUGCAGAUCUCGCAAGACACAGGGAAUGUCCUCAUUAGUUGGGGCGGAGGCUGCGGACUCAGCGAGUUCACCGCUGACGGUAAACUCUUGAGUGAGAAUCACGUCCGAGAUCCACCAUCUGGUGUCAGCUUUUUAAGAACAGUCACGCCAUCUCGUGUUUCCAAACACACAUGGACCGGCAAGCCUUUGACCAAACCCACGGCCAAGACUUCAAGACACGGAUUGCAAGUUCACUGGAAUGGAGCCACCGAAGUCGUUGAAUGGCAGCUUGACUUUAAGGAACCGCGCCUCUCAUCCCAAGCCGAUGACUCUUACCCUUAUCAUGGAAUUGGCCGUUUCAAAAAGACCGGAUUUGAAACUUUACUCGGAGUCCCACCGCUCAAGGGGAGAACCCGUUACUUCCUCCGUGUUGCAGCAAUAGACCAGCAAGGACAGGUCUUGGGCUAUACGGAUGACGUUGAAUGGCAACAGGCGUGGACGGGCAGUGAAUUGUCCCAGUCGCAAUUCCGAGUUCUGGCUGGUGUAUGUCUAUUCGGCGCGUUGUUGACUUUGUUGAGCACGCUGCAUAUUUGCUUGAAGAGUGAAGUUUUCGACGUGAAAAUGAGCUCAAUGAUAGCAAACCUCGGCCUCACGGCCACCAACUAUACAUCAGCGCUCCUCCUCUGGAACUAUACCUAUGCAUACAUGCUUACAUCCCCUCGCAUUCUCAAAAUCCGAGCCGGGAUGGACCACAACACCAAUCCGCGCUAUGAUCUGGUCAAGUAUGGCGAGCGCGCCGUCGCAGAGGGUAAGAUAACCCGCAAGCAACUUCUGCAAAUGGAGCGGUCUGCAUCGGCGCAUGCAAAUACCAUCGAGACCUUUGCCUUUUUUGCUACUACCAUCGUACUUAUGAACGUGGCCAAACUCGAUGCUGGGACCAUCAACUUGGUCGGCUUGGCCUACUCUAUUUUCCGUAUUGGCUAUACACAGGCGUACGUCCAUAUCGAGGACCACAAAUUGAGUUUUAUACGGUCCGCUCUGUGGCAUUUUGGCAAUUUUAGCUGCUUUUAUGGGAUUUGGUGCGCUGGCAAGGCUCUACAAGCGUAG